Molecule: messenger RNA, 2685 nt
Organism: Zygotorulaspora mrakii
Lineage: Eukaryota; Fungi; Ascomycota; Saccharomycetes; Saccharomycetales; Saccharomycetaceae
Gene: GPH1
Product: glycogen phosphorylase
Exons: 1
Coding region: 1-2685 (894 amino acids)
Biological process (GO): glycogen catabolic process
Cellular component (GO): cytoplasm
Molecular function (GO): glycogen phosphorylase activity; pyridoxal phosphate binding
Source: RefSeq, a predicted model, not a curated record
AUGACCACUACUUCAAAUGAUUUGAUUACUGAGGAGCCUCGUGCUCCUCACGUUCCUCGUUUGACGAGACGAUUGACUGGUUUUUUGCCCCAAGAGAUCAAGAAUAUCGAUACGAUUAUCCCUUUGAAAUCGAGAAAUAUUUGGAAUAAACACCAGGUGAAAAAGUUUGAAGAUAAGGAGGGGUUUGAAGGCCGGUUCAUCGGACAUGUGGAGACUACAUUGGCAAGAUCGCUGUAUAACUGUGAUGAUUUGGCUGCCUACGAGUCCACUUCUCUUAGUGUGCGUGAUAACUUAAUUAUCGACUGGAAUAACACGCAGCAAAGGAUCACUGCUAGAGAUCCAAAGAGGGUUUAUUAUCUAUCUCUGGAAUUUUUGAUGGGUAGAGCAUUGGACAAUGCGUUAAUCAACAGUCAGGCUGGUUCUGACGAGCCAACGUCGAGACCGAUGGUCGAAAAGUCGUUGGACGAGUUGGGAUUCAAUCUGGAAGAUGUUUUGAAGAAGGAACCGGAUGCCGCAUUAGGUAAUGGUGGUCUAGGACGUUUGGCUGCUUGUUUCAUUGAUUCAAUGGCCACUCAGAACAUUCCUGCUUGGGGCUACGGGUUACGUUAUGAAUAUGGAAUAUUUGCACAAAAGAUUAUUGAUGGUUAUCAAGUCGAAACCCCAGAUUAUUGGUUGAAUUUUGGAAAUCCAUGGGAAAUUGAACGUAAUGAAAUCCAGGUUCCAGUUACAUUUUAUGGUUAUGUUGAUAGAAGUGAUGGCGAAUCGACAACUUUAUCUCCAUCGGAUUGGAUUGGCGGUGAGAGGGUUUUAGCGGUCGCUUAUGAUUUCCCUGUUCCUGGUUAUAAGACCUCGACGGUCAAUAAUCUUAGAUUAUGGAAGGCAAAACCAACUACUGAAUUUGAUUUUGCAAAGUUCAAUUCUGGUGAUUAUAAGAAUUCUGUAGAUGCGCAACAACGUGCUGAAUCAAUAACCGCUUGUCUUUAUCCGAACGAUAAUUUCAAUCAAGGUAAAGAAUUAAGAUUAAAACAACAAUACUUUUGGUGUGCUGCUUCAUUGCAUGAUAUUAUAAGAAGAUUCAAAAAAACUUCGAGACCUUGGUCAGAAUUACCAGAUCAAGUUGCAAUUCAAUUGAAUGAUACUCAUCCAACUCUAGCAGUUGUUGAAUUACAAAGAGUACUAGUUGAUCUUGAGAAAUUAGAUUGGCAUAAGGCUUGGAGUAUUGUGACUGCCACUUUUUCAUAUGCAAACCAUACGGUCAUGCAGGAAGCCUUGGAAAAAUGGCCAAUUGGAUUGUUUGGUCAUUUGUUACCAAGACAUUUGGAAAUUAUCUAUGAUAUCAAUUGGUUUUUCUUACAAGAGGUUGAAAAGAAAUUUCCAAAAGAUUUUGAUCUGCUAAGUCGUGUUUCAAUAAUCGAAGAGUGUUCGCCAGAGAGACAAGUUAGAAUGGCGUACUUAGCUAUUGUUGGAUCUCAUAAAGUUAAUGGUGUCGCUGAGUUACACUCUGAAUUGAUUAAAAAGACGAUUUUCAAAGAUUUUGUAAAAGUGUAUGGUUCUCAAAAAUUCACUAAUGUCACAAAUGGUAUCACACCAAGAAGAUGGUUAAAACAAGCAAAUCCAAAGUUAGCUGAGCUGAUCGGUAAGGCAUUGAAUGAUCCCAAACAAAAUUUCUUGCUAGAUAUGCCAAAAUUAACAGAGUUAGCUAAGAAGGCAGAUGACCCUGAAUUUCAAAAGGCAUGGGAUCUAGUGAAGGCAAACAAUAAAUUACAACUAGCUGAUUUAAUCAAGGACACCAAUAACGGUGUUGAUAUCAUUGAUAGAGAACAUAUCAAAGAUACCUUAUUUGAUAUUCAAGUGAAACGUAUCCAUGAAUAUAAACGUCAACAAAUGAAUAUUUUCGGUGUCAUUUAUCGUUACUUGGCAAUGAAAAAGAUGUUAAAGGAGGGGUCAACAAUUGAAGAAGUUGCUAAAAAAUAUCCAAGAAAGGCAUCAAUAUUUGGUGGUAAAAGUGCUCCUGGUUACUAUAUGGCAAAAUUGAUUAUCAAGUUAAUAAACUCUGUUGCAGAGAUUGUCAACGAUGAUGCAGAAAUUGUGGAUUUGUUGAAGGUUGUCUUUAUUCCUGAUUACAACGUUUCAAAAGCUGAAAUAAUUAUUCCUGCUAGUGAUUUAAGUGAGCAUAUUUCAACCGCAGGUACCGAAGCUUCGGGUACAUCAAAUAUGAAAUUCGUUAUGAACGGUGGUUUGAUUAUUGGUACGGUCGAUGGUGCUAAUGUCGAGAUCACUAGGGAAAUUGGUGAAGACAAUAUCUUUUUGUUUGGUAACCUGAGCGAACAUGUCGAGGAAUUGAGAUAUAACCACCAAUACAAAAAGACUGAGCUUCCUCCAGAGCUGGCUCAAGUGUUGAAAUCAAUCGAAAGUGGUGUCUUUUCACCAGAAAAUCCAAACGAGUUCAAACCAUUGAUAGACAGUAUUAAGAGCCAUGGUGAUUAUUACUUGGUAAGUGAUGAUUUUGAGUCUUAUGUGGCUACUCAGGAGUUGGUCGACGAGGUCUACCACACUCAGAAAAAUGAUUGGAUCAAGAAGAGUAUCUUGAGUGUUGCAAACAUCGGUUUCUUUAGCAGUGAUCGUUGUAUUGAAGAGUAUUCUGAGACCAUUUGGAAUGUCGAACCGGUGAAACCUGAGACCUAA